Molecule: messenger RNA, 6699 nt
Organism: Paramuricea clavata
Lineage: Eukaryota; Metazoa; Cnidaria; Anthozoa; Malacalcyonacea; Plexauridae
Source: the annotation of a GenBank genome assembly
GGGGUGUCUGCCCUUGCACCACCCUUACAGACAGUGGAGAUAUGAAUAUUAAAAAUAAACUCCUGAUACAAUAAACUAAUACCACACCUAUCAAAUUUCCUUCUCUUUCCAAAGCUUUGCGAUAUCUCUUUAUAUUCUUCACCAUCAGAUCUUUGCGGGUGAGUUCAUAAUGAUUCGGGAAGUGAUUCAAAAUCUGGUCAUCGUUUAGCCGAAAACCAGUUUCAACAUUGAAAAUACUUCUGACCGUGUGAACACUGGCCCAGUAGAAAUUCCAGUCAUCUUCGAGGUCACAUGACACCCAACCUCGCUUCUCGAAAUUGUUCAUAAUGACAGUUUUGUCAAAAUCAGACAGGUAUCGAACUGUUGAACGACUUUGUGCAGACAUAGUGAAGUUCUCUACUGCACUUUCCCUCCGCAAACCAAAUUGUUGUAAAGUUGUAACUAUGAUUUAAAUACAGUCCUGAUUGUAUCCCAUUUGAACACCACGUUGUUGCUAAGUGAACUAUGCUUCUUGAAAUAUAACUCAAAAUCUGCACUUUCCUUUGAUAGAAACUCGACCAAAAACUUCAAUAGACGCUGUGAAAACCAUUGGAAACUUUACAGCCGUUAAAUAAAUAAAUAUUAGGUGUAAAAUCCAGCUGAAAUUGACACAAAAUAUCAGUGUUUGACAUUGUUGACAAGCAAUUCUCAUUGAAUCUGAAUUUGAAAAACUAAAGUGGAAGCACUAUUGACAAAAUACAUUUAGGGAGGGGUGGUUGUCGAGCGUUUUUCAACUUUCUACAGUGCAUAGUAAAAGUGCCCGAGUUCUUUAGAGAUUUUAGACGGAAAUUUUCAAAGGUAAAAUCCCUUCUAGUUGAUUAUCCCAUGGCACUUGUAUGAAUAGCAAAAAUUUCAGACUUACAGUCUGUAAUUUUGUCUUCUACUCUCCCCCCUAGACCGGGAAAAUGGCGCACGAAUAAUCCAAGAUGGCGGCUGCCGGGAGCCAAGGAGAAAUUCGCAAACUUAGAAAGAAAUUACGACAAAUAGAAAAUUUGGAACGACUGGAAAGAGAUUUAACUGAAGAGGAGACCGAAAAGGUUGAAUAGAGGUCAAAUAUAUCGUUAAAGAUCUCAUUAUACCAGAUAAUCACCUUUAAUUUCGUACUGAUACGAAGACAAUUUUGUCCAUUUUUUAAUAAUCGGGAUCAUAUAAUAGUGGUCAUGGACCGUCAUAGGUUAACUGGAUGUAAAUCUGAAUUUAAAAUACAAGUUUUCGACUUCUACAGACUAGCAGCAGUAGCAGUCGAGGGCUGGUAUUUUGAAUAAAUUUUUGAUCUCAUUAUUACUAAGUUAUGUUUCUUCACCGAUAAGUACCGUGUUCGCAAUUUUAAAUGAAACGUAGGUCCACAAUAAAAAAUAUUUAAAACUCCAUACUCCUUUGAGUUCCCUAACUGCCUAAGCCAGAUAGGUGUAUCGUGUAUUAGAAUUUUAAACGCGCUUCAUGCACGUUGGAAAUAUAGCGAAAUAGCCGAAUAGAGGUUGCAACUUUCCAAUUUUCUUAGAUUUCCAAGAAGUCCAACAUACGCGAGCUUCUGAAUGAAAAACUCCGAGAAACACAAAAUAAAGAUGAUGUGCAAACAAUGAUUAAAAAUAUGGAGAAAAAUCUUCAGAUUAAUCAGGAAAAUAGUCAAAAUACCGCUGAUGUUUUGAACGAGCAAACACAACAACGGGUACCAGUUCCACAAACCGCGGUUUUGGAUAACAAAUUAGCCCAUGAAGAAAAGCCGAGUGCAAACAAAAAUGGCGACCAUUCGGAAAGUACCUCCGGUAAGCCAGCUUUGCAAACACGUGAUUCAGCCAUCGCGAGGAAAACGAAGGGUAGCUCCCCUCAGGAAACUGUGACUUCUAAACCUUCGGUUUCAUCUUCUCAGUCUCAGAGUAUGAAAGAAAGUGGUAAGAAAAGAGGAGCUCGAUUAAAUGAUUGGGAAGAAAAGACGUUUACUACAAAAUGCUUGGAGGGACAUAAUGAUUUGAUUUCAUCUGUUGGUAUGGAAGGCACAGUUCUUAUAUCUGGCAGGUGUGUAUGAUUUAAGUUAAGCUAAAUUCGAGCAACAAGAUUGCUGCAACUAAAUAGAAAAGCUGAUUUCAACGACAACGUCAGUGGGUCGGUUAAAUUAAAAUUUUGGGCAUGUUGCCUCGACCUCGUGUUUCCAAAUUAACAUGCGUUGAAAUAUGAAAAAUCGGGAAAAUGUUCCAUGUUAGUUUGUAAAUUACCAUGCGCUGAAACUGCAGAAAGGGUGUUCAACUUUUACGCAUUACAUUUCGGGCGUGAUAGGGCAACAUAAAAUUCCAAGAAUGAAAUUUACUCUGUUCAGUAUACAAAAUAUCUGAAUUACCAAAUAGUGAACCAGUGAACCUGGAUUAUAUAAUUAUUCAUGACAAUCCAAUCACUGCAGGUAGUGGUUAACCUCUCUCGAGGUAAAUAUACUUGUUUGAUGAAACCUAUCACAUGAUAUAUAUAUAUAUAUACUCAACAUGUAAACACUAUUAAUAUGAAGUGUAAAUCUCCCGUAUCUUCACGGGGAAUCGUUGUACGUAUAUGAAAUGAGAUAUCUGCUCUAUGCUUUCAUGGAUGGAGGGCAUUUUCAACACAAGUUUAUAUAAAAAGGUAACUUUUCCCAAAGUCAAAGAAGUGUUUCUAUGGACAUUUUGGUAAAGUCAAGAUGGCGUCCAAAACAAGCGAACGGACUCUCUCUGAAGUUGAAUAGAUUCUAUUUAUAUUUUUUAUUAAAAUAAAGUAGAUAAAGAAAAUUUGCUUUUUUAAGCCACGAACAUCUAAUUUAGUUUUGUAAGAAGUUCAAUUUUCAAUAAUCAAUAUUUUAGUCGUGACACCAUGUUAAAAGUUUGGGACACAGAUACUGGAGAAGAAGUUCGCAGUAUGGGAGGACACACUGGCGGAAUAACUUCCGUGUUAUUGGUUAAGAAAGAUAAUCAAGGUAACUUGUUGUCGACAGUGUUGUCUGUAAACAUUUAGAAAUUACGCGGUUUUCUGUUUUAACUUUACUUUUACUUUAGGUGAACAAAGCAAUGAAGGGUAUAUUGGCGUGACAGGAUCUCAUGAUUGUUCGAUCAGGAUUUGGUCCCUAGCUGACGGUGAGUGAUGAGCUUCACGCUUUUAUUCUUUCUGUCUUGGUUAAUUAACGCAAUUAUUUUUAUCUAUCCAAACUCUUUAGGCAAACCGCUGCGUUCAAUAUACGCAUAUUCACCGGUACUGUCCUUGGAUAGAAGGAAAGGAGUCUUGCUUUCUGGAUCUGGUAAGUGGAAUAAUGUGCGGUAAGAAUAACAGUGUAUGGAAUUUAAUGCAUUUUUAUAUAUGGAUAGAUCUGCCAUUAAUGGACAAAACAAUUGUCUCUAUUUCUACUUUCAAUGCUUAGAGGGAGGAAAAGUAGAGUUAUGGGAUUUGGAAGUUGGUGACGAUAUUUGUUCAACACGAAACACCGAUGAUGAUGCUGUUACAUGUGUCAAGGUAAGAUUAGUAUUAAGUAAGGGAGGUAGGUUUUCAAAGAUGGAGGCAAUAAUUGAGGCGUUUCCUGUCUAAAGGGCCUUUGGAAGAGCUUCUGAUCUCUAAUAUAGAAAACGGUUAUUGCUUGCUUAUUCCAGUUUAUAACUCUGGCAAGUUGAAGUAGUUAGGUAGGACCAAUGAGUUUUACUAUGGUCGGUAGGACACAGAAUGACACGAGAGUUUGGAAAGAUGAAAAUAGUAUGUGGUGUUUUUAUUUUAGUUCCAGGGAGAGCGAGUUGUAAGUGGUUCAUCUACUGGCACGGUUAAAGUGUGGGAUGUGAGACAAAAGUCUUUGUCACCAUCGUUAUCUUCUCCUGACCAAAAUACAGCUUUUGGAAAGAGAAGGCGGGUCCAUUGCCUGGCAACGACUGAUGACGUUGUUUACUGGGGAGAUGAUGGUACAAAUAUUAAAGCUCUGGACAUUAGAGCAGGUACAACUAGCAUGCAUGGUAUUGGCUAAUAUUCCCCAAAGUUUAUAGUAGGUUUUGUAUCCUUAAACUUAUAAUCCAAUAGAGUAUUUUGUCGGAUGGCGCCAUCAUGGAUUUUAAUGAAUAAGAUUGCUCUGUUGCUAAAUUUAGAGUCUCUGAAAUGCCAUAUUUCCUGGACUUUGGGGAAGAUUUGACAGAAUUCUUAUAGUCAGAAAACAGCGUUUUAGUAUGUCGAAAUUUACAAUUUAGCAGUACUAAAUGGGCGAAGGCGUAUUUAAUUAACUAUAUAUUGAAUAAGUUGCAGGAAAGUAUGGGUAAUAUCUUCAUUCUUUGCAGUUUGUCACGGAUUAAAUGAUAAAUGUCUGCAUGAUUUUGAAAAAAGAAUGAUUAUUAGCAAAUUAUUGCCCCCCCCCCCCGGUUGCUACGGCCCUGAACAUAUAUAUCGGCUGAGGCAGUUGUGUCGGGUUGCAGCUUAAUUAACCGAUAGCACCCCUACAGUUGUAAUAUUUAGGAAUGACCUGACAAACUGAUGUAAUAGUUGGGUAAUUGCUAUAUAAAGUGGAUAUGUACCUUCUGUCAUUGCAAAAACAUUUUUGAUUAUACACAGAUUGGUUAAGUAACCAUGCAACAUAAUAACAGUUGAACUUUUUAAUCGCUAGGUAAAGUUCGAAAAUUGAAGAAUCAUCUCACUGAAUUUGGUUCAACAAGUGCUCUGAUAGUUCAAGAUUCAUUGUUAAUAAGCUCUGGUUACGACCUAGAUAAAGGGACUGGCUAUUUAAAUGGUAUGUGUUAAAUAAAACCUUUCUGGUAUGAAAGUUAAAAUGUGUCUGAUGACUGUAUUGUGAACUUAUUGUCUUUGUUCCCUUUCUUCUGUUUCAGUGCGCACACUACCUGACGAGGAAUACUUGGCAACGUUAGACGACGAAAUUACCAGCUAUAUUUCAUGUUUAUGUUGUACUGAAGUACAAAAAGACGGGACAUUAUGCCAGAGGUUGUGCACCGGUGGAAAUGAGUUGAAAAUUUGGGAUCAAAUGGCGAAAACUAAAAUCAGAAAGAGAACAAGGUGAAUUUCCCAGUCUGUAAUUGUAGAGCUAGUAUUAAAGGCAUAGAAAACACUCGAGUAGAGACGUAUAUAAUUAUCAUUUGCGGAGCCCUGUUGGAACGAGAGGGGAGAAUAAUAGUUUUUGGAAGAAAGUGACCAUAAAAAGAGAAAAGGAUGAAAAAGGCUUCAAACUUCUUCACUACUCCAUUCAUAAUCAUCACUUUAUUCUCCUGACCUGCACUCCAGAUUGGCAAUAUAUCUGUCCCACCCAAAUGGGAGCGGAGAAACAAGUAACUAGCUCUGUAAUCCAUAUCAUAGAAUAAAGAUCCAUAUAGAAGGUUCACUUAAGUCGGAAGCUUUGACGUUUCUGUCCUCGCGCAUGUCGCAUUACGCAUGUUGGCCGCCAUUUUCUGCCCAAUAAACACGCUGUACAAACACGAUGGCUUGCCGGAGCACCUUCUGGCCAGUAAACUGCAUAUUUUUGCAUAAAAAAACGCGGACACGUUGCACCGCUGAGUGGCCCUUCUGUUACUGAUCUUUAUUCUGUGUCCAUAUACACUCGUCAACAAAACAUGCUUUCAUAAUGCAUAAAAAGUGCAUAAACCCUUCCUCAAAAAAAACAUAAUCAUGUUAUUUUUUGUUUGCUUUAGGUCGGACGGUGAUUCGUCGUUCAUUACAUCAAAACACAUAAAACGAUAUAGUAGCACGGAACAGAUCGACACGGAGUCAAGUGACGAAUCAGAUGACGAAAACCGCGACUCGUCGUCGGACGACGAUGAUGAAAACGAAGGUGGGACGACGACCGCCCGACAAUCGUGGUGUACAAUCUCCUAGAAAUCGCACUAGCUUUCCAAUACCUAGUUUACCUGAACUUUUCUUGCUGCAUGCUUUAUGAAGUUAUCGCUAUCUGCAUAAAGUAGCCUGUAGCAAAAUGUGAACAACUUUCGUACAUGUAGCUUAAAUUUAGAAACUGUUUAUAGCAAUGGAUUAAAAACGAUAUACAAAUGUUGUGUAUAAUUUAUUAAAACAUGAAACUGAAUUAAAUAUUAAUUACAUUGAGAAUAAUUUUAUUCAUCCUAACUGAAAAAUACAACCAUGGUUAAUAGACGUUAUACAACUUCAUGUAUUGCGCAUAAAACUCGUAAUAAUAUCAACACCUAUAAGAGUAUCAUAAAAAAUUGAAUAUUGAACAAAAAGCCUGGUUUACUGAUUUAAGGGAAAUAGAUUUGGCUCACAAAAUAUUCUAUUUUACGUAUUAAAAAAUCGUUUAGAAUAAUUCAUCUUUUGGACCCCACAAGUUUGCAUAGAUACAGAAUUCGUCCAUACUUAAUGACCAUACGUCCAAUGCAACAAUUGCAAUACGUCCAAUGCAAAAAGUCUUGGUCAAAUAAGUACGUUUCUAUAAUAUGAACUAUGUGUUUUUGCUCUAUAUGAAAAACCUGGGAUACUGACUUUUAUUAUUUUACCAUGGGUCAUUCAUAUUGAUUUCUCGAAUCAUGGACGUACAACUUGCUAGACUAGCAUAUCUAUCGUCUUCUUCGUCCAUAAAUUCCACCAGAUAACCAUUAGCGUCAUGAAAUAGAGGAUUGGAACCAGCAAGUACCAAACGACACGGCAAGCCGUCGUCGUAGGAAGCGUAGUGACGGAUUAAGCUGGAGAUAUCUGAAAAUAUUUUGUCAAAACCCUAUA